This is a messenger RNA of Cyprinus carpio (common carp), 2342 nucleotides long. Its product is annotated as E3 ubiquitin-protein ligase TRIM9. The record is from RefSeq and is a predicted model, not a curated record. NCBI's taxonomy places the organism in Eukaryota, Metazoa, Chordata, Actinopteri, Cypriniformes, Cyprinidae. Gene Ontology annotation, molecular function: protein binding; zinc ion binding.
GCCCCCUCCUCGAUCCUCCGGUGCAUAGGACGGAGAACGCGAAGGACACGUGUACGUGAAGAGCAGCCAUCGGAGGGAAUAUUCCGUUUUCUUUUACAGAAAGCCUCCGUAUCUGGCUCGAACAACAAGAUGGAUGAAAUGGAAGAGGAGUUAAAGUGCCCGGUGUGCGGCUCGUUUUUCCGCGAACCGAUCAUCCUGCCGUGCUCGCACAAUAUCUGCCUGGCCUGCGCGAGAAACAUCCUGGUGCAGACGCCCGAAGCCGAAUCCCCGCAGAGCAGCCGCGCGUCAGGCUCCGGCGUCUCCGAUUAUGAUUACUUAGAAUUGGAUAAAAUGAGUCUGUACAGCGAGACGGACAGCGGAUACGGCUCUUACGGCGGGUUCGUGAGCGCACCGACCACUCCGUGCCAGAAGUCCCCCAACGGGGUGCGCGUUUUCCCCCCUACCGUUCCUCCUCCGCCCCUGGCGCAACACCACCUGCUGCCUCACACCGGCGUCCUGCCGCCGGUCCCCCGGAACUCCUGCCUCACCUGCCCGCAGUGCCACCGCAGCCUGACGCUGGAUGACCGGGGGCUCCGGGGCUUCCCCAAGAACCGUGUGCUGGAGGGGGUUGUGGACCGGUAUCAGCAGAGUAAAGCAGCCGCGCUCAAGUGUCAGCUGUGCGAGAAGAGCCCCCGUGAGGCGACGGUCAUGUGCGAACAAUGCGACGUGUUCUACUGCGAUCCGUGCCGCCUGCGGUGCCAUCCGCCCCGGGGUCCGCUGGCCAAACACCGGCUCGUGCCUCCGGCGCAAGGCAGAAUCAGCCGCCGCACGAGUCCCCGAAAGAUCUCCACCUGCACCGAGCACGAGCUGGAAAACCUGAGCAUGUACUGCGUCCAGUGUAAGACCCCCGUGUGCUACCAGUGUCUGGAGGACGGCAAACACUCCACUCAUGAGGUCAAAGCGCUGGGGGCCAUGUGGAAGCUCCACAAGGGACAGCUCUCUCAAGCACUGAAUGUUCUGUCUGAUCGGGCCACAGAGGCCAAAGAGUUCCUGGUGCAGCUCAGAAAUAUGGUACAACACAUACAGGAGAAUGGAGUUGAAUUCGAGGCAUGUUUGGUUGCCCAGUGUGAUGCCCUGAUUGAAGCUCUCAACCGCAGGAAAGCUCAGCUUCUCAGCAGAGUAACCAAAGAACAUGAACACAAACUCUUAGUGGUUCGUGAUCAGAUAUCCCACUGCACGGUGAAGUUGAGGCAGACCACAGGAUUAAUGGAAUACUGUCUGGAAGUUAUCAAAGAAAAUGACCCCAGUGGCUUCCUGCAGAUCUCAGAUGCUCUGAUAAGACGGGUCCAUAUGACAGAGAAUCAGUGGGGGAAGGGCUCUCUCACCCCUCGCAUGAGCAGUGACUUUGACCUGACGCUGGACAGCGGACCCCUGCUGCAGACCAUACAGCAGUUAGACUUUGUCCAGAUGAAGGUUCCAGCUGCUCCUAUUCUUCAGAUGGAGGAGUGCUGUACUCAAACCAACAGUGCGACUCUGUCGUGGAAACAACCGCCUCUCUCCACCAUUGCUGUGGAUGGCUACAUUUUAGAACUGGAUGAUGGGAAUGGAGGCCAGUUCAGAGAAGUGUACGUUGGUACAGAGAUGAUCUGCACUGUGGAUGGUCUGCGCUUCAACAGCACUUAUAAAUCUCGUGUUAAAGCGUUUAACUCCAGCGGAGUCGGCCAGUACAGCAAAACGCUUGUCAUGCAGACAUCAGAGAUUGCCUGGUUCACCUUUGACUCUGUGUCGGCCCACCCUGACAUCAUCUUGUCCAACGACAACCUCACGGUGACGUGUAACAGUUACGACGACCGUGUCAUAAUGGGCAACACAGGCUUCUCUCGUGGCGUGCACUACUGGGAGAUGACCAUCGAUCGCUAUGACAACCACCCUGACCCUGCGUUUGGAAUCGCCCGGGCUGAUGUCCUGAAGGACGUGAUGCUGGGGAAGGAUGAUAAAGCCUGGGCCAUGUAUGUGGACAACAACCGCUCAUGGUUCAUGCAUAACAACUCACACACCAACCGUACUGAUGGAGGAAUAAGUAAAGGAGCGACUGUGGGUGUGCUGCUGGAUUUCUCUCGUGGGAUUCUGUUAUUUUUGAUAAAUGAUGAGCAACAGGGGCCCGUUGCCUUCAACACACUGGAGGGCAUGUACUACCCGGCCAUCAGCCUCAACCGCAACGUUCAGGUGACUCUUCAUUCUGGGCUGCCUGUUCCUGAUUUUUAUACACCUGGGGAAUCUGAAGCUGCAGGCUCAGUCUGCUGAAGAGUCAUUACACGCUUAUAUACAUAUGCACACACACGCACAGACAAGUGCACAUGGAU